AUGGAGCCCGGCGAAUGUCGGAGUUCAUUUGGCAGAAGAAUGUUGUGCGUGCCACUUCACUUCUCACCUUCCUGGGUGUGCUUGUGGUGUGCUCUUGCAAAUCCGCCGCUGAAUUGGAGAUUCAAAGAGAUUCUCGUGGGUGUCAUCGUGCUUUACAGUCAGCCAGGUGAAUCGUCGUCGCCCUCUGCUCUGACCAUCGUAGCAGUCCCGUUGAUUCUGUUGGCCACUGCGGCUUUGUUGAUCUUUUACCUCGGUGUGUUGAUCGAACGCCAGAACCUCACUGACAAGUUGCCCAGCGUUACUCUCUUCAGAGUAGCCAGUGUGGCUGUGCUGACGGUCCUGGUUGUCCCUGCAAAGAAUGUAGCCUUUUCUCUGCUACUCUUCCUGUGCUUCAUGGCUGUGGUCUUGCAAAUCUUCUCCAAAUUCGGAGCCAGUCUUCGUCUUCGCCUUGCCUUCGUUGCCUUCUGCGACGCUUUUUUCAACCUGGCUGGUGCAGAGGCCACUCGAUGGGCAGGUGCUGCCGGCGAUAUGGCAGUGGCACGCUUUAAUAUGCUGCUCUUCGCUGGCAUUGGUGGCGCUUUUAUGCCUUUAGCACAGCUGUUGGCAUUGCGCUUGCCAAUUCCAAAGCUUUGCAAGUGCACCUGUGUGGCCUAUGGAGCCUUGGCUGUACACUCAGCAUUGAUCCUGCUACAGGCCCUUGGUACAGAGAUGACUUACGUCUUCAACGGUGGCGGAUUGUAUUUUGAAGGCCCCAGCUGCGUUGUACCUGAUGUGGAGUCACCGCUCACACUGGUGCUUGGUUUGCUGACAUCGUUUAGCACAGCAGCGAGGUAUACAGGCCCCUCUGGCCCUCCAGCUUGUCCAGAUGCGCUGGCAGAUGUUGCGGAAGGUGAAGCUGCUGUGCCUUUGCUUCGAGUGCAUAUCUGUCCCGAGACACCUAUUGAGACUUUGUUUUUCUUCGUGAGCCUUGGUGCUCUUCUGGGUGGGUUGAUGAUCAUCAUCGUUUGGAAUCUCCAUCCUCCACAGCCCAGUCAUCGCGAGAUGCCCGACAGCUUUAGCGAUGCCAAGCGGCGGAGAGGACUCUUGGCAGGUGCAUUCGUCAUGAUCGGUCUAGUUUUAGUCGUCGUGUUUGGUGUUCUUGGCAUGGAGUGCCCAUGGGAGCCAGAAGUGGAACGCCCAGCGCAGGUCAGUGAUUUGGGGAUCGGCAACGAGACGGACGACACCAACAACAGUGAUGCAGGUCGACAAUUGCAGGCCAACAACAGCAACAACACCGACAACCAAACGAUGGAGGUGACCACGACACAGUCUCCACUUUUCGUGAACUUCACCGAUGACGAAAUUCGCACAGCACAGGCGGUGCUGUACACUCUGCAUGGGGAUUUCACAGGGAAGUGUAUUUACCCAACAGGAGAAGAACCCAUGUCUCAUUCAGUGGAUGCUCUUGGGAGUGAUUGUCAGCUGCUUUGCUCUUUACAUGAAGAUUGCACUGCAUACAGCCAAGACAAGGAGUUGGAAACUUGUCUCCAUUGGAAAACGACUGGGCUUACAGGCCAUGGCAACGGAGGUGGCUUUUGGAGCUGUGUCACAAAGCAACAGGUCUAUGCACCUCGCGAGUGUGCGCCUACGGACAUUGUAGUGGUGGAUGGCCGCAUCAUUGAGGCUGGACCCCAGGUGCGGUGUGGUUGCUCUGGUGCUUUUGAUCGUGGACUAUGGGGUCCUGUGUCUGCCACUGCAGAACAGAUUGCCAGUGUUUGGUGCAGCAUUGGCAUGGCAGCUUCAUUUAUGUUUGGUCUUGUGGGUUUCCUCGUUCACAGCUUCGCCUGUUCAAUGGCAGUGGAACACUGCACUGCAAGCCAGCACAGGGUCACACUGCGAAGCCUGGUCACGCGACAGGUGCGGCCAAUUGACGAUGGAGAAGGUGAGGUCAAAAACCACCAGUCCAUGGUUGCUUGGACUGAGGCUCCGCGGGACGACAAUCCCAAACCAGUGGCGCAAUUUGGUACCAACCGCAUGUUUAGUGUUUGA
This is a messenger RNA of Cladocopium goreaui, 2028 nucleotides long. The record is from the annotation of a GenBank genome assembly. NCBI's taxonomy places the organism in Eukaryota, Dinophyceae, Suessiales, Symbiodiniaceae.